This is a messenger RNA of Coccidioides immitis RS, 2238 nucleotides long. RefSeq lists its product as uncharacterized. Bases 1 to 1680 code for a protein of 559 amino acids. The record is from RefSeq and is a predicted model, not a curated record. The transcript is spliced from 4 exons. NCBI's taxonomy places the organism in Eukaryota, Fungi, Ascomycota, Eurotiomycetes, Onygenales, Onygenaceae.
AUGGAACAGUUUGAUGUUGUGGUUGUUGGCGCAGGAUGGUAUGGCUUGAUUGCCGCGCGGACUUACCUGGAGCUCGUUCCUGGUACUCGUCUGCUUAUUGUUGACGAUAGUUUGUCAAUCGGAGGGGCAUGGAGUAGGGAGAGAGUAUACCCUAAUCUAUAUGCGCAAAUCAGCCAUCCGCUGUUCGAGUAUUCCUUCUACCCCAUGAAAAAAGAAGGUAUUUCCGGUGAUGGUUUUAUUUCGGGAGCGACCAUACAUAAAUAUUUGGCCAAUUUCGCAAAAGAUCAUGAUCUGGUUCCUCGAAUCCGCCUUGAAACCAGAGUCAAUCAGGUUAAGAGAAAUUCAAAUGGAUGCGGCUGGGUUUUAGAAACUAGCGGAGGCCAGCUUGAAUGCAACAAGCUAAUCUAUGCUACUGGUGCAAACUCCAGCCCAAUUAUACCUUCAUGGCCACGGAGCCGCUUUGAGAAGCCUGUUAUCCAUACAUGGCAAAUUGGCCAGUAUCUUGGUCAUAUCGAAGAGUAUGUUCAGCGAGCAUCCGUCGUUGGCGCCUCGAAAUCUGCGUACGACACGGUAUUCCACCUCCUCAACGCCGGCAAAAAAGUGGACUGGAUCAUCCGGGAUGGCCCCUCUGGUCCAUUCUCAAUUUACGCUCCUACGUUUAUGGGACUCUGGAACAUAGUUGAUCACAUUUCGACUCGAAUGGCAGCAAAUUUUAGUCCGAGCAUUAUGAACACUUCGGGUUUCUGGUACUAUUUCCUUCAGCGCACCAUUGCGGGUAGGGGGAUCAUCAAUGUAUAUUGGCGGAUUGCGACAUAUCUAUCAGCGCGACAUGCUGAUUACUCCAAAAGUGAGCAUACUCAAGGUCUUCGGGCGCAGCCAAAACAAGACGGACUUUUUUGGGGUAGUGGCGGAAUCGGUAUCGCGACUGUUCCUAACUUUUGGAAGGUGAUGCAUGCUGGUGACGUGACAAUACACCGCUCAGAGAUAGAGUCCCUCUCGCACAAGGACGUUGUCAACCUGAAGAACGGGUAUUCGGUUCCCGCUGACAUGGUUAUUCUCUGCACUGGCUUCAACAAAGGCUACGACACAUUCAGCAAGGAACUUCAACAAGAAUUGGAACUGUUGUACGACAACGACAAGCCUUCCAGAUGGGCCACUCUUGAUGCGCAGGGGGAAGAGAUAGUGAACAGACUCCUGCCUUAUCUCCGAAGGGACCCAUUGGCUUCAAAUACAACUUCUAGGAAGAGAGAUCAAGGUCCAAACAGACAUUAUCGUCGACUGGUGGUUCCGCAACUGGCAGCACAGGGCGACCGGACGAUCCUCUUCCCGGGUCACAUUCACUCGGCCUUCACGCCACUCGCUGCAGAAUUACAGGCUCUCUGGGGAGUUGCUUUCCUCGAGGGCUGGCUGGAGUUGCCUAGCCAAAAAGAGAUGGAACUUGAAGCUGCUACGUUUAAUGCUUGGACUCGUAAACGGUAUCUUGAACAAGGGAGAAAACACUCUUACUUCAUCUACGAUUACCUCUCGUAUAUCGAUACGCUAAUGAGGGAUCUCGGGCUCAAUCCUCAUCGAAAGAGCAACAUGUUCGCGGAGAUGUUCGUACCGUAUAAGCCCCGCGAUUAUCGUGGUUUGAUAGACGAGUAUUUAUCAGCUCGAGCCAAGGCAGGCCGUGCCAGCUAGAGAGUAAAGCAACAUGUUAGACGUUUCAAUGUUAUAAUAUGCGGCGGUUAAAAUAGGAAAUCGUCCCUAUCCUUUCAUAUCUUCCUUCGCCAUGAUCAUCCUCAUAACAUCAGUUUACCAAUUGGCAUCAUGACCGCCUGUACAGAGUACACAGAAAUAAUCGCGGUGCCUAUUAUGGUUCCACACAGCCACCGAUUUGAAUUCACGCCACGGAUGGGUUUUGCAGGAUCCGCGUACUAACGGCAAGUUUUGUUUACAGAGGCAACAUGUACGGAGCGCGGAUGGAUAGCAAUCCUUUCCUUGCCAACGCGCUUGCGUGUCUGAUGUAUUUGUCUAGUUGCCAAGCCGGCCCAGUCAAAGGCGAGCACAGCUUGUGUAACGGUGAUAUGCAAGCUCGAUGUGAACUAGCCGGAGUACUCCGUGGAUGUACACUAUCUACGCCGCUCAAUAACUUACCAAAGCUGUGUAUUGGGGGUUGUUCUCAAAGAAACAAUGCAGUUCAUAUGCUCUGGAGCCAUUCCUGGGGUUCAGAUUGAAAGAGGCUGCUGUUGGUGGUAA